Molecule: messenger RNA, 447 nt
Organism: Telopea speciosissima
Lineage: Eukaryota; Viridiplantae; Streptophyta; Magnoliopsida; Proteales; Proteaceae
Exons: 1
Coding region: 1-447 (148 amino acids)
Source: RefSeq, a predicted model, not a curated record
AUGGCCAUGAAGAAAAACCCAGAGAGAGAAGAAGGGCAAGAGCUCGAAAUACUAAAGGCAGUGGCACAGGCCUGGCAUGGUCACUCGGGCAACAUCGAACCCGCGAAGGAAUUCGAUGCAUACAGAAGCAGCUUCAAGAGCAGGCCCACCCGCUUCAAGCUCGAAGCUAUGAACAAGCUGGGCACGGCCAACAAGAGAGAAGAGGUUGGUGCCAAUUGGGAUUUUAGGCAGUCAUUGUGGGACUCGUACGAGAUAGUCACGUUGUCAAAGAAGCUAGAGGCAGGGCUUGGGUUGGAUCAUUUGGAUUGGGAUCAUGGAACCCAAAAGUGGAGUCAAGUUGGAAAGAAACGCAAGGAGAGUAAGAAUAGCCUUAGAAACUUGUUUAAUCAGAUGUCUUCGACAAGAUUUAAUGUGCAAAUCCCCAAUGAAGAUGACAUUCAAUUGUGA